GCCGAAGCUGCAUGAUGAGGUCCCGGCUGAUCGGCCCGAGCUCUUCAAACGGAAGCUGCAGGCCUGCUGCACGGCCUUCGACUUUAAUUCCGAGAGUGACAUGAAAGCGAAGGAAGCCAAACGGCAAACACUGCUCGAACUUGUCGAGUAUGUCAACAGCACACGGAGCUGCUUCCAGGAGUCUCUGAUUCCGGACAUCGUGAAAAUGGUCGCCUCGAACAUCUUCAGAGCACUCCCGGCGAAGGACCGCUCUUCGAUGUCUUUGUCAGAUCCUGAUGAGGAGGAGCCAGUUCUUGAAAAAGCCUGGCCCCACCUACAGAUAGUGUACGAGUUCUUCCUUCGCUUUGUCGUCUCCAACGAAGUCGACCCCAAGGUGGCGAAGCUUUCCCUAGAUACCAAUUUUGUUUCGCAGAUGCUGGAGUUGUUUGACUCCGACGACCCGCGAGAACGGGACUACGUAAAGACGAUCACGCAUCGGAUCUACGGAAAAUUUAUGGCUCUGCGUGCCUUCAUCCGCCGAGCCAUUCAGAACACGUUUUUCAAGGUGAUGUAUGAGUGUGAGAUGCACAACGGUGUCGGGGAGCUCCUCGAAAUACUGGGGAGCAUCAUCAACGGGUUCGCACUGCCGCUGAAAGAGGAGCACAAGGACUUCUUGGUGCGUGCAUUGAUCCCACUUCACAAGAUGAAGUUCCUUGCGAGCUUUCAUCAGCAACUCUCUUACUGCAUGUCGCAGUAUGUCGAGAAAGAUCCUCGACUUGCCUAUGUCAUCAUCACCUCGAUGCUGAGAUAUUGGCCAGCAACCAUCACCUCCAAGCAGGUGCUCUUCCUGAACGAGUUGGAGGAGCUGCUGGAGUUGACCAAGCCGCCUGAGUUCAUUCGACUGCAGGACCAGCUAUUUCAAAGACUCGCCUCGUGCAUCACCUGCCCUCAUUUUCAGGUGGCCGAGCGAACACUCUUCUUGUGGAACAACGAUUACAUCGUCCGGCUGAUCACAUCCAGUCGGAAGGUGCUCUUUCCGGUGGUCAUCGGGGCGCUCUACAUGAAUUCAAAGCAGCAUUGGAACAGUGCGGUCCAUGGCCUCACGUUCAAUGUCCUUAAACUGUUAAUGGAAGCUGAUCCUCAGCUCUUUGACGAGUGUUCUGCGAAUCACAAAGAAGCCUAUGAUGAAGAGGAGCAGCCGUGA
Messenger RNA from Symbiodinium necroappetens, 1183 nucleotides. The record is from the annotation of a GenBank genome assembly. NCBI's taxonomy places the organism in Eukaryota, Dinophyceae, Suessiales, Symbiodiniaceae.